CGACGUAGUUAGGAUCCAACCAGAUAUAAAUUAGAAGAAUUUGCGGGGUUUUGUGAUUUCCAAUAGACUUGGGUCUCUGAAAAGCCAAUCGCAAGUUUUGUGGUUUUCUUAUUCAUCUCAACACUCACCCUGAAGCUUAGCAGAGGCAGCAAUGGCCAAAACUUAUACCUUUGAGGAGGUCGGUAACCACAAUCACAAAGAAGAUUGCUGGAUUAUUAUCCAUGGCAAGGUGUAUGAUGUGACCUCAUUUUUGUAUGAUCAUCCAGGAGGUGGUGAUGUUUUCCUGGUGGCCGCCGAUGAGAAGGAUGCAUCCGUUGGAUUUGACGAAGUUGGGCACAGUGAAUCUGCCAUAGAAAUGUUGGAAACAUACUAUGUUGGAGAGCUUGAUACUGACACCAUUACUUCUACCACUGUUUCCGACGGAGAAAACCAUGCUCUGCCGCCACACGCACCCGCCGCCACCAAAACCAAUCAUAGCUUUGCUGUGAAGAUCCUGGUGGCGUUGCUCAUGCUGGCGUUGCCUUUUGUUGUUCAAUACUAUUAUGGCAAAGGAAACGACCCUCCCAAUGGUGAAAACUGAAGAACUUGAGCUACCUAUGUAGUUUUAUUCUUUUCAAUAACGAAUAUCAUUGCAAUUCUUCUUUGUUUCUAUGUUAUGCUAUGCCUUCUUGCUUAGCCUUGCUAGCUGUUCAUUUAGAUAAAGUUAACGAUGUCUGGAGU
Messenger RNA from Arachis duranensis, 720 nucleotides. RefSeq lists its product as uncharacterized. Gene Ontology annotation, molecular function: heme binding. Lineage: Eukaryota; Viridiplantae; Streptophyta; Magnoliopsida; Fabales; Fabaceae. Gene Ontology annotation, cellular component: membrane; intracellular membrane-bounded organelle. The transcript is spliced from 3 exons. The record is from RefSeq and is a predicted model, not a curated record. The coding region runs from base 152 to 580 and encodes 142 amino acids.